AUGCGAACCUACGCACCUUACAUCACCUUCCCGGUGGCCUUUGUGGUCGGGGCGGUGGGCUACCACCUGGAGUGGUUUAUCCGAGGGUCCCCCAAAGCCCGGGAGGACGAGAAGAGCAUCUUGGAGCUGAGGGAGGAGAGGAAGCUGCAGGAGCAGCUGGGUAAGGACGGCACCCAGGUGCUCAGCCUGAAGGAGAAGCUGGAGUUCACGCCCAAGGCGGCCCUGAACAGGAACCGCCCAGAGGAGAGCUAA
Messenger RNA from Menidia menidia (Atlantic silverside), 252 nucleotides. The record is from the annotation of a GenBank genome assembly. Lineage: Eukaryota; Metazoa; Chordata; Actinopteri; Atheriniformes; Atherinopsidae.